This is a messenger RNA of Toxoplasma gondii ME49, 3262 nucleotides long. Its product is annotated as SRP72 RNA-binding domain-containing protein. Gene Ontology annotation, cellular component: signal recognition particle, endoplasmic reticulum targeting. NCBI's taxonomy places the organism in Eukaryota, Apicomplexa, Conoidasida, Eucoccidiorida, Sarcocystidae. Gene Ontology annotation, molecular function: 7S RNA binding; ribosome binding; protein binding. Gene Ontology annotation, biological process: SRP-dependent cotranslational protein targeting to membrane. The coding region runs from base 483 to 2675 and encodes 730 amino acids. The record is from RefSeq and is a predicted model, not a curated record. The transcript has 13 exons.
GGGAGAAUUGCGCUUCGCUGAAAGAUUCGAGCAGUUCUUCUUUUUUUCUCCGAAAACGCCCUCUCGUCGGCCGUCCCUCUCCGGUGUGCAUGCAUUUUCCAGUUCCGCAGGCCGCUGUCUCCCGUUCGUUCUGCAAGAGAUCCCUCUGUUAGUUUUCUUCCUUUCUCCACUGAAAGCUCCAACUUGUCCUGUCCACUCAGAAACAGGUUCCCUCUCCAGUCACUCAGAAGCAGUUCUCUUUGCAGCCGGCAUCUGUGCUACACAGGAGGUCCUGCGCUGCUUCAGCCUCCCCCUGUGUGUCUGUGCAACUCUCUGGUUUUGUUUCGUUUUCUGUGAACGCUUUCUUGCACGUUGAAUCGUUUUUCUUCGGAACCGAGGGCACGCGCAGCUCAAACACAGGAGAUCCUCGAACUCUGGAGUCGCAGGCGAGGACGUCCGGAGCUUUCUAUUCUUUUUCUCGCGUCUCUUCUCGGCGCAGCAGAAUGGCGGCCGAGGCAGGCAAAAAGAAGUCGGAGCCUCUGUCUCCAGACGAAGUGACAGAUUUGUUUCGCCGCCUCGACGACCUUCUUCGGCAAGAAAACUACGAGCAGGCCCUUAAGGUCUGCAGCAAACUCUCCCUCGACGAAGACAGCGGCCGGAGUCGCCUCUUCUGCCUGCUGCAACUCGGGCGCUGGUCUGCAGCGACGGAGCUGGUGAAGACUCUGAAGAAGAUCAAAGUGGAGGAAGAAGGCGCGGAGGCGGCGGCGCGCGCGUACCUUUUCGAGGAAGCCUACUGUCUGUACAGGUUGAAUCGCCCCCAAAAAGCGCUCGAGCUUCUGGAGAAAAACGCUCGGAUUGUCGACGCGCUCCCCCCGGAAGAACGCCUCCGCGUCACGCACUUGAAGGCGCAGACGCUCCACAGGUUGGGCAGCUACGGCGCAUGCCGCGCGAUCUACGAAGAGUUGCUGCAGGACGACCUCGACAAUGAGGCGUUGCUGGUGAACUUCCUCUCCGCGACCGUCUGCUGCGGAGAAACGCAUGCGACUCGAGACUCGCUGGUUCCUGCGAAAUUGUGGAGGCAUGUCGAACGCAACUUGGGAAUCACGUACGAACUGCCGUUCAACGCCGCCUGCGUCCGCCUCCUGGAGGGCCGCCUCGACGAUGCAGACGUCCUCCUUCAGCAAGCGCGAGAGCUCUGCGCAGAAGAGUGUGGCGUCGAGGAAGAGGCUUUGAGUCAGGGAGACUUGGCAGGCGUCUUGGUGCAGGAAGCGUUUCUGCGAGAUCUGCAAGGUCGGGGAGAAGAGGCGAGUGCGCUCUACUCCCGUCUGCUCCAGAAAGUAGCGGAAGAGCGAACUGCGGGCGAAGGACCGGAAGAGGUCGACGUAGCAGUUCUCACAGUCGCACAGACAAACGCGUUCGUCCACGACGCCCGCAGGAGGCUGACCGAGACAGGCGAACGCAGCGAGGACUCCAGUUUCGCGCGCUCAGGUGGAUGUACUCUCGACGACGCCAUCAAGCGUCUUGCGCGAGGCACUGGACAAGCACUCGACCAGAAACUCACCACGGCGCAGGCUUUGACGCUGGCGGUGAAUCGCUGCGUGGCUUUCAUUCUCGCCGGGAGACUGGAAGAGGCGCGGAGAUUGCUGGCGGCAUCGAGCGCCAGGUUCGGUCCCAGACAGCCAAAGUUGAUUCUCUUGCGAGCGGCGCUUCAGCUGGCCUCUGGUCGUCCAGCAAAGGCCGAAGAACAGCUGCGACAUCUCCUCUCCUCUUCUUCUCCUUCGUCUCCUUCCGUUUCUCUGCCUCCUGCGGAGGAGAUUCGGGUGAACCUGGCGCUUGCGGCGUUGCGCUUGGAGCAGGGCGACUCUGCGGGAGCGUCUUCUGUCCUCGCUGCAGCUCGCGCUCGUUUGCAGAGCAUGUCGGAGGAUUGUCCAGAGAAGUCGGCUGCGACCGAUCGUCUCUCUCUUUUGCGAGACCUCGUGGCGAUGCAGCAGCGCGCAGGCGACGCGGAGGGGGCCAUUCAGUCUCUGGAGGCGGAGCAAACAGCCUGGAAAGACAAGAGUUCGGGCGACUCCGGCGCUCGCUUUGCAGUGUCUGUUCUCUUGACUUCUGCGAGUGCAUGCGCGGCGCUGGGCCACUGGGCGGCGGCUGGCCAGAAGUGCCGAGAAGUUUUGGCGCAGACGCAGGCGACUUCUCCCGAGUAUCUGCGAGCUCUCGUCGGAGCCGUGCAUGCGUCGUCUUUCUCGUCUUCUUCGGAGCCGGACGCCAAGUUUCUCCGGGAGCUCAGACAGCGCAUCCCGCAGAGAAUUCUCCUGCUGGACAGCGACGAAGUCGAGAAGCAAGAUGUGACGGCGUGUGCGCCGAGGAAGACGAAGGAGAGCAGACCGAGUGCCGGAGAUGCAGAGGCUGAGAAGAAAAAGAAGAAACGAAAGCCGCGCUGGCCGAAGGGAUUCGACCCGAACGAACCUCACCUGCCGCCGGAUCCGGAGAGAUGGCUGCCCAAAUGCGAACGGACUGGUUACAAGAAGAUGCUCAGACGCCGCAAAGAGGCUGGACGAGGAGGCGCGCAAGGCGCUGUCGCGCCCGGAACUGCAGAGGCGACAACGGGUUUCCGUAAUGCGGGGCCGAGUACGGCGAAGACAGAAGCGGCGAAAGAUAAAAACGUUGGGUCGCGAAAGAAGCGCGGAACGAGGAAGUGAACGUGAAGCGUUUUCGGAAAACGUCUUAUGUUUCGGGCAUGUAAUGGAAUAAGUGUGUGGGCGUAGGACGAGAUGCACUGCACCGCGAGGAUGGCGAAGAUUGACUUGGCGUUUUGUGGGUUUGCCGAGGAUUUGCGCCACAGCACACUGGGGGCUCUUCGCUGUCUCUGCAGAGAAGAUCGUGGGGAAAAGCAAGGGAUUUUACGCUUUGCUUGGUCUACACCGUCACUCUUCUCUCGCUUUCGACGUGGUUUUCCUGUCGACGGAAAGAACCUUCACGGUGUUUCUUGUGUGAAAGACGAGAGAUAAAGUCUCAUUUGCUUCCGGCAGAACCAUAGGAAUGACCUUUACGCAGUUCGACCCUGUAGCACGUUAAAGAGUCACUGAGACAGGGUUAUUGAAGAGCUUCUUCUGGGGAGAAUCGAGUUACUUGUACUUCCGUUUCGUGGAAAUAGACUUUCUCAUCUACAACGCUCACUGCGUACUGAGAAUCAGACCGAGAGACUGCACGAAGGGUGCUACGAAAAACGAGGCAGUAUGUUUUUUCGGGGUUGUAGGGGGACGCUCCUCGCGUCUCGUGGUUGAGG